Molecule: messenger RNA, 3774 nt
Organism: Puma concolor (puma)
Lineage: Eukaryota; Metazoa; Chordata; Mammalia; Carnivora; Felidae
Source: RefSeq, a predicted model, not a curated record
AUGAUGUGUGAAGUGAUGCCCACGAUUAAUGAGGACACCCCAAUGAGCCAAAGGGGGUCCCAAAGCAGUGGCUCAGACUCAGACUCCCAUUUUGAGCAGCUGAUGGUGAAUAUGCUAGAUGAAAGGGACCGUCUUCUAGACACCCUUCGGGAGACCCAAGAAAGCCUCUCACUUGCCCAGCAAAGACUGCAGGAUGUCAUCUAUGACAGAGAUUCGCUCCAGAGACAGCUCAAUUCAGCCCUGCCACAGGAUAUCGAAUCCCUAACAGGAGGGCUGACUGGUUCUAAGGGGGCUGAUCCACCGGAAUUUGCUGCACUGACAAAAGAACUCAAUGCUUGUAGGGAACAACUUCUAGAAAAGGAAGAAGAAAUUUCUGAACUGAAAGCUGAAAGAAACAACACAAGACUGUUACUGGAGCACUUGGAAUGCCUGGUGUCACGACAUGAAAGGUCGCUAAGAAUGACGGUGGUAAAACGGCAAGCCCAGUCUCCCUCGGGAGUGUCCAGUGAAGUCGAGGUUCUCAAGGCACUGAAAUCUUUGUUUGAGCACCACAAGGCCUUGGAUGAAAAGGUAAGGGAGCGACUGAGGGUUUCUUUAGAAAGAGUCUCUGCACUGGAAGAAGAACUAGCUGCUGCUAAUCAGGAGAUUGUUGCCUUGCGUGAACAAAAUGUUCAUAUACAAAGAAAAAUGGCAUCAAGUGAGGGGUCCACAGAAUCAGAACACCUUGAAGGGAUGGAACCUGGUCAGAAAGUCCAUGAAAAGCGUUUGUCCAAUGGUUCUAUAGACUCAACUGAUGAAACUAGCCAAAUAGUCGAACUACAAGAAUUGCUUGAAAAGCAAAACUAUGAAAUGGCUCAAAUGAAGGAACGUUUAGCAGCACUCUCUUCCCGAGUGGGAGAGGUGGAACAGGAAGCAGAGACAGCAAGAAAGGAUCUCAUUAAAACAGAAGAAAUGAACACUAAAUAUCAAAGGGACAUUAGGGAGGCCAUGGCACAGAAGGAAGAUAUGGAAGAAAGAAUCACAACCCUUGAGAAACGUUACCUCAGUGCUCAGAGAGAAUCUACCUCCAUACAUGACAUGAAUGAUAAAUUAGAAAAUGAGUUAGCAAAUAAAGAGGCCAUCCUACGACAGAUGGAAGAGAAGAACAGGCAGUUACAAGAGCGUCUUGAGCUGGCUGAGCAAAAGUUGCAGCAGACUAUGAGGAAAGCUGAGACCUUACCUGAAGUAGAGGCUGAACUGGCUCAGAGAAUUGCAGCUCUGACAAAGGCUGAAGAGAGACAUGGAAACAUUGAAGAACGCAUGAGACAUCUAGAAGGUCAACUUGAAGAGAAAAAUCAAGAACUUCAAAGAGCUAGGCAAAGAGAGAAAAUGAAUGAGGAGCACAACAAGAGAUUAUCUGAUACGGUGGACAGACUUCUGACUGAAUCUAAUGAACGCUUACAACUACAUUUAAAGGAAAGAAUGGCUGCCCUAGAGGAGAAGAAUGUUUUAAUUCAAGAAUCAGAAACUUUCAGAAAGAAUCUGGAAGAAUCUUUACAUGACAAGGAAAGAUUAGCAGAAGAAAUUGAAAAGCUGAGAUCUGAACUUGACCAAUUGAAAAUGAGAACUGGCUCUUUAAUUGAACCCACAAUAUCAAGAACUCACCUAGACACCUCAGCUGAGUUGCGGUAUUCUGUUGGAUCCCUAGUGGACAGCCAGACUGAUUACAGAACAACUAAAGUAAUAAGAAGACCCAGGAGAGGCCGCAUGGGUGUACGACGAGAUGAGCCAAAGGUGAAAUCUCUUGGGGAUCAUGAGUGGAAUAGAACUCAGCAAAUUGGAGUGCUAAGCAGCCACCCUUUUGAAAGUGACACUGAAAUGUCUGAUAUUGAUGAUGAUGACCGAGAAACUAUUUUUAGCUCAAUGGAUCUUCUCUCGCCAAGUGGUCAUUCUGAUGCCCAGACUCUAGCCAUGAUGCUUCAAGAACAGUUGGAUGCCAUCAACAAAGAAAUCAGGCUAAUUCAGGAAGAAAAAGAAUCUACAGAGUUACGUGCUGAAGAAAUUGAGAAUAGGGUGGCUAGUGUGAGCCUGGAAGGCCUGAAUUUAGCAAGGGUCCACCCAGGUACCUCUAUCACUGCCUCGGUUACAGCUUCUUCGCUGGCCAGUUCAUCUCCCCCCAGUGGACACUCAACGCCAAAGCUCACCCCGCGAAGCCCUGCCAGGGAAAUGGAUCGGAUGGGAGUCAUGACACUGCCAAGUGAUCUAAGAAAACAUCGGAGAAAGAUUGCAGUGGUGGAAGAAGAUGGUCGGGAGGAUAAAGCAACUAUAAAAUGUGAAACUUCUCCUCCCCCUACCCCUAGAGCCAUCAGGAUGACUCACACCCUUCCCUCCUCCUACCACAAUGAUGCCCGAAGUAGUUUAUCUGCCUCCCUUGAGCCAGAAAGCCUUGGGCUUGGCAGUUCCAAUAGCAGCCAAGACUCUCUUCACAAAGCCCCCAAGAAGAAAGGAAUCAAGUCUUCAAUAGGACGUCUGUUUGGUAAAAAGGAAAAAGCCCGACUCGGGCAGCUCCGAGGCUUUAUGGAGACUGAAGCUGCUGCUCAGGAGUCCCUGGGGUUAGGCAAACUUGGAACUCAAGCUGAGAAGGAUAGAAGGCUGAAGAAAAAGCAUGAACUUCUAGAAGAAGCUCGGAGGAAGGGAUUACCUUUUGCUCAGUGGGAUGGGCCCACUGUCGUUGCAUGGCUGGAGCUCUGGUUGGGAAUGCCCGCUUGGUAUGUAGCAGCCUGCCGAGCCAACGUGAAAAGUGGUGCCAUCAUGUCUGCUUUAUCAGACACUGAGAUCCAGAGAGAAAUUGGAAUCAGCAAUCCCCUGCAUCGCUUAAAGCUGCGAUUAGCAAUCCAGGAGAUGGUUUCCCUAACGAGUCCUUCAGCUCCUCCGACAUCCCGAACUCCUUCAGGCAACGUUUGGGUGACCCAUGAAGAAAUGGAAAAUCUUGCCGCUCCAGCGAAAACGAAAGAAUCUGAGGAAGGAAGCUGGGCCCAGUGUCCGGUUUUUCUACAGACUCUGGCAUAUGGAGAUAUGAACCACGAGUGGAUUGGAAACGAAUGGCUUCCCAGCCUGGGGUUACCUCAAUACAGAAGUUAUUUUAUGGAAUGCUUGGUAGAUGCAAGAAUGUUAGAUCACCUAACAAAAAAAGAUCUCCGUGUCCAUUUAAAAAUGGUGGAUAGUUUCCAUCGAACAAGUUUACAAUAUGGAAUUAUGUGUUUAAAGAGGUUAAAUUAUGACAGAAAAGAACUAGAAAGAAGACGAGAAGCAAGCCAACAUGAAAUAAAGGAUGUGUUGGUGUGGAGCAACGAUCGAGUGAUUCGCUGGAUACAAGCAAUUGGACUUCGAGAAUAUGCAAAUAAUAUUCUUGAGAGUGGUGUGCACGGCUCACUGAUAGCCUUGGAUGAGAACUUUGACUACAGCAGCUUAGCUUUGUUACUACAGAUUCCAACACAGAACACCCAGGCAAGGCAGAUUCUUGAAAGGGAAUACAAUAACCUCCUGGCUCUGGGAACUGAACGGCGGCUGGAUGAAAGUGAUGAUAAGAAUUUCAGGCGUGGGUCAACAUGGAGAAGACAGUUUCCUCCCCGUGAAGUACACGGAAUCAGCAUGAUGCCUGGGUCCUCAGAAACGUUACCAGCUGGAUUUAGGUUAACCACAACAUCUGGGCAGUCGAGGAAAAUGACAACGGAUGUUGCCUCAUCAAGACUGCAGAGGUUAGACAACUCCACUGUUCGCACAUACUCAUGUUGA